Molecule: messenger RNA, 1533 nt
Organism: Trichobilharzia szidati
Lineage: Eukaryota; Metazoa; Platyhelminthes; Trematoda; Strigeidida; Schistosomatidae
Source: the annotation of a GenBank genome assembly
AUGAACUAUUUAGCACCGUUAUGCCAGGGUCGUAUAAAGCCUGAUGAUCUACCAGCCAUCAGUCCAAGAACAAUUUAUUUUUUCGUUUGUUCAGCCUAUACAGAUUUCACUUUAGAAAGACGAUGUUUACAAGAGAGUACUUAUCGUGAAAUACGCAAAUAUUCACAAGAAACUUAUGGACUUGAUGUCUGCUUCAUUGAUCCAAGACCGCUGGAAGAUAAUCUGCUGCCGUUAGAACAAGUUCAAUAUGCAGAGUUAUUUAAAAAACUUAGUCAUCAAUACUGUCAUAAUGACUUGAACUGCUGUCCAAUUAUAUUACUUGGGCAGAAGUGUGGUUUGCCUCUCUUACCGAAAAGGAUUCCUUCCAGCGUUUAUGAAUGUAUUACAAAUCGUAUGAAACAGAAGGCCUCCAACCCAUACUGUACCAUCCUCCAAUAUACUGACUUAACAGAAUGGUAUCAUUUAAACUGCAAUGUAGUUGGUGAGCCUGAAUGGUGUUUAAAUCCGAUGAAAUGCCUUGAUAAUACACUGGAAAAUGAACCUUAUGAGAAUCGGAAGAAGAUUAUUGAAGAAUGGAAUCAAGAACGGGAUUUUAUAGCCUGGAUUUUUCAUUAUGUCGGGAAUCUCUGUUUACGUGAGAAUCUGAUAACGGAAGAAGAGUUUAAUAUGUUAAUUUUAACAGAAUUCUCAUCGACACUGUCUUCCUUGAUUAAAUCAACUGAUGCAAAUUAUGAAACACGCAUGAAUCACCAGUUGCAAACAGAAUUUCAAAAGAUCCCAAUAAACACCGACUGGAUAUUUUCAGAUCCAUUAGUGUUGCAUCGAGAAAUUAUCGAUAUCCAACACUUUGUCCAGAAUGAACCGAAUGUCGGAAAAUUCAUUGAUAUUGCACCAAAAUUAGUAUCUGAUUCUAGUGCAAGAUCAGUAAAUGGUAUGAAUUACAAGGCCUUAAAAUGUCAGCCUGUAGUAGAUCAGCUACUGCAGGAUAAUUUGCAAACAUUAGUGAAACAGCUAAUUCAAAAAAUCAAUUACGGUAAUGCAGCAUAUGAAGAUCGGGCAAUGAAAGUACUGUGGAGAUCACCUAAUGGCAUUGAUCAAAAGUUUCAUUCUGAUUAUCUCAAUGAGUUUCUGGUGCGUGUCAAGAAACUUGCAUGUGAAGCAAUUGACAGAAGGGCGAGUACCAAAACAGCCUUGAUGUUGCCCAAUUUAUCCGUUGGUCUCUUGGAGUCGCAUAGCGAGGAAGUAGAUAUGCAUACUCCAGAUGCAGAUGAAAAUUCAAACAGCCGAAACAAUGUGUCUGUACCAACAAUUAUCUUGCCGCAAUUACAGAACAGACACACUUAUGUAGCGAGAGAAUUUCAAAAGCGUAUCAGAUUGUGGGAUAACAGUGUAUGCUUACCUGAAGCGCUUUUAGCCAAAAUACAAUCUCCAAAGUUUGACUGUGCUACUGUAUACGAAAAAAAACUGCCCAUAUCAGACAAUAAUUUGAACAGUCAAUGUAAACCGAGGCAGCAAAAGCGCCUAAAGCACUAA